CCGUAAGGCCUUGAGCCUUUUUAUGGCCUAUAAGAAAGAAAAUCAUUUUGUAUCGUUACGGUAAAUGGAAUCGGUAUCGUCUUGAGAAGGAAUCUGAAUGGACUUUUUAGGAAAUUUAUUGCCGAGAAUGAUACACACACUCGUGUUGCUUUAUUUCAGUGACAUAAUGAAAAAGAAAGAUUUCAUUGUGAUUAAGCUGAGGUGACAUAUUUUGUUGUUUUCAUUGGCUGAUUUUUUCAGCUGACGUGGACACGCUUAGAGGGCUUGAUAUCCUGUUUUUAAUAUUGUUAGAUAGGUCUAAGAAAUUUAAAAAUUAUUCAUUCAUAUAAUUAAUAUACAAAUACUAAUUAGUAUUUGUCUCAACGAUUCCACAUACGUUUCUCUUUAAACUCCAAUCAUGUCUCUCUUCACGUCUUUCUUAAGUUGCUUUGUUCCAAAAUCCAGCUCAAGGAUUAGUUCAAUCGAUGGUAGUAUCCCGAAAGGCUUGUCGUUGGAGAAGCCAAAAAGCAAAUCUGAAUCUCUUAGAGCUCCAAUCAUUGUAUCUUAUUUCCCCGUGCCCGUGGCUUCAAGGCUUUCGCGUUUGUAAGAAGUGUGGGAAGGUCAUUGGCAUAUUUGUUGUCAUGUGAGACUUUUUGUUUUGUUCCUUUUGUUUGGUUAUUUGCAAAUUGUAAUGGACCACCUACCUAGGUUUGAUAACAUCAUAUUUAGGUCUGGCAACAAAAUUAUAUGCUUUGUAUUCAAUCCAAAUAAAAAUUAAUAACGUUUACAUAUUUUGUAUAAUUUAAUCAAUCUUAGGAGGAUCAAGAGUGUGAAUCCAGAGAUAUGUUUUCUAGAGGGGACUUUU
Molecule: messenger RNA, 844 nt
Organism: Brassica napus (rape)
Lineage: Eukaryota; Viridiplantae; Streptophyta; Magnoliopsida; Brassicales; Brassicaceae
Exons: 1
Coding region: 398-586 (62 amino acids)
Source: RefSeq, a predicted model, not a curated record